AGUUCGUAGUAUGUUCAGAAAUUUACAUUCGCUCUACACGGAUGCCGUCUGCAAUCCGUUCUACAUUCCCGGCGAACCGUUGACAUCGGCAACAUUCGACAGAAAUGUUAGAAAUAUUAUUAGUACUAACUGAAUAAAUUCUUCCGCGCGUUAGCAAUGUUCUCUAUUCCCUAUGAGUUUUUAAUUCCUCCCAGCUUGCUAACGGUCAGUAUCUACGCGUUGAGACGUUAUAAAAUCCGAAAGUGGGGUUGGGUCACAAAUAAAAGUUCUUUAAGAGGAAAACUUUUCAUCAUAACUGGAGCAAACACUGGCCUUGGGUAUGAAACUACCAAAGCGCUGACAACCAGACAGGCCACCACCAUUAUGGCAUGCCGAAAUUUAUCCAAGGCCAACGAAGCCAUCGACAAGAUUCGCCAAGAAACCAAAGAAGGUAUAUUGAUACCGAUGGAGCUUGAUUUGGCUUCGUUUCAAUCAAUUCGAAAGUUUGCCUCGCAAAUAAAAGACAGAUUUCCGGAUUUCCACUGUCUGGUAAACAACGCUGGGUUGGCAGCUCAAGAUCCGGCGUUUACCCAAGAAGGAUUCGAGGUGCACUUCGGCGUGAAUCAUCUCGGUCAGUUCCUUUUAGUGGAUUUGCUAAAAGACAAUCUGAUGAAAAAUAGCUCACGAGUUGUGGUGGUGUCAUCGCGGAUGCACGAGAUAGAAGCAAGCAUAGACAUCGACAACCUGGGACGGUGGGUUGAGUACGACAGUCGGUUGAACCGGUUGUACAACAAUUCGAAGCUGAUGAAUUUCUACUACGCACGAGAGCUGUAUAAACGGGGCUUUAACGUACACGUGCUCUGUCCCGGGCUGUGUCACACGGAUUUUUUCCGGCACUACGACCCCAAGUGGUAUCACUAUCUGCUUUUCUCCCCGAUAGUGUGGCUGAUGCUACGCUCUGCCGAACAGGGAGCCCAGAACAUAAUCUACUGUGCAACAGAAAGCGUUACUGACGAGAAGCGAAAUCCCACGACAGGAUAUUUCAUAUCGAAUGUGAAGAUGCGGAGAUCAAAGUUUUCAUUCGACGAAGAAAUUUCCCAGCGGUUAUGGAACGAAAGUGUUGCAGCAAUAGAGGAAACCAGCAGGAGCGAUUAAAGUUUUUUUUUGUUUGGCUUGGGGGCUUGAUGGUCUUAAGGCAUGGUCUAAAACUGAACUUGGUGAAGGGGUAGAGGACAUUGUAAACGCGUGGAUGGAUUUAUGUACAUACUAAACAAAAAUGUUUUCGAUGAUAGAAAUGCUGUAUCUGUACAUAAGCUGGUGGUUGAUGGUAUAAAAAAAUAUUCAUAAGAAAUGUGUAUAACUCAAAUAAUAGAUAUGGUGUCCAAACUAUCUAACCAACACAUAAUUUCAUCUUUGAGUUUUCUUAAUUUUAUAAUUGUUUCGUCGUGGCAGUUAUUUUGUUAUGUACUACACCCCCGGAAAUAAUUAAGGCAUUCUCUGAUUUUCAUACAAAAUGGUCAUGUUUGAGGAUCAAAAUCUUGAUUAGCGAUCUAGCGAUUAGAUUGAAGGCAUAUUUGGCAUCUUAGCCUAGAAUGGCUUAAAUUUUCAAUUAAUGAUAGUUUUUCGUAUGCAUGUUUACUGAAAAGGAAUGCAAUAAAGCCACAUUAUAAAACCACUACUUUUAUAUGGAGCUUCAUAUAAAAUAAGUAGUUUUAUAAUUAUUUCCAACAAAAACGUGCCGUUUCAGUAAACGUGAAGGUAUAUAAAAACCAUCUGGGAUGCCAAAUGCGACAUCAAUCUAAUUGCUAGAAAUUGAGAUUUUGGUUCUCAAAUAUGACCAUUUUGUACGAAUUCUCCAAAUGAGACAGACCCAAAAAAAGUUUUUUUUUUUCAUUCUAAUUUGAACCACGCUAAUGUAUAUUCAUAUUUUCGGGGGGUGUAUUUUUAACAUACAAAUAAUCAUUCAAAGGAAAUGGGGAACAGUCCCGUUUUUCACCUUACUGGACAUAUAUUCAUCUCAUCGCAAAACAAAGAAAUACAGCACCAAUCUCGUCGCUUCUUUUUGCUUACAUGCGUGCUAACUACUGGAAAAAAUCACAAAAAUAAGAAAUAAAUGAUUUGUUUAUCGGCUUUAUCGGUCAGUUCUACUCAAAGUAUGAGGGAGGAGGAGGCUUCUAAGCAUCUUGAAAGGAGGCCUCUGAGCCUUUUAAAAGAAGGUAUCCAAGCCUCUUGAAAGGAGGCUUUCCGAGUAACACUUUUUAGGCUGAUUAGGUUGCAAUAACUCAUAUGUGACUUGAUUUAGUCAUACAUAAGUUUUAGUAACUCUUCAAUGGCUCUACAUUCCAACUGGAACUAGGCCUGCUUUUUCAACUCAAGCAUUUCGGGUGUUGAGAAAGCUUCUAACCUGAAAACAUCCUAGACCGGACCGAGAAUCGAACUCGCCAUCUCCGGAUGCAGUCCUACGCCUUGUUCGCAAGGCUACUGGAGACCCCGCUUCAGUAACUCGUCUACGACAAAUGUGCUGCUUGGGUUCCGAGCCUCUUGAAAGGAGGCUUCCGAGCCUCUUGAAAGGAGGCUUCCGAGCCUCUUGAAAGGAGGCUUCCGAGCCUCUUGAAAGGAGGCUUCCCAAUCAACACAAAAUCGUAUAUGAUGCAACAUAAGAUGCUAAAGAGGAGGCGAUAUACGUACAUAUUGUAUGGGGAAGUAUCUAUAUGGCCUCCACUUUAGCAUCUUAUGUGACAUCAUAUACGAUAUUGUGUUGACUGGGUUCCGAGCCUCUUGAAAGGAGGCUUCCGAGCCUCUUGAAAGGAGGCUUCCGAGCCUCUUGAAAGGAGGCUUCCGAGCCUCUUGAAAGGAAGCUUCCAAGCCUCUUGAAAGGAGGCUUCCAAGCCUCUUGAAAGGAGGCUUCCAAGCCUCUUGAAAGGAGGCUUCCGAGCCUUUUGAAGGAGGCUUCCGAGCCUUUUGAAAUGAGGCUUCCGAGCCUCUUGAAAGGAGGCUUCCGAGCCUCUUGAAAGGAGGCUUCCGAGCCUCUUGAAAGAAGGCUUCCGAGCCUCUUGAAAGAAGGCUUCCGAGCCUCUUGAAAGGAGGCUUCCGAGCCUCUUGAGAGGAGGCUUCCGAGCCUCUUGAGAGGAGGCUUCUGAGCCUCUUGAAAGGAGACUUCCAAGUAUCUUGCAACGAAGCUACUGAGCUUUUCGGAAACAGCCUUCAUAACUCUCAAAUGGAGGCUUCCGAUCCUUAAGUUAGAUUCUAGAUUUUAGUCACUCGACGUUUUGUCCUUUUAAUCAUUUGUCUCACUGCCCUUCGUACACUGUGUUAGUUGUUGUGGGCAGGAUUAAAUAGGUUUCGAUUUACUGAUCACCAUGCAUAUGUACAUUGUAAAACACAAAGUUUCGGAAUAAGGAAUUACAGUCGACUCUCUACAUCUCGAUGUUCUAUAUCUCGAUAUCUCUCCCUAUGUCGAUGGUUUCCUCAGUCCCUUCAAACUACAUACUUUUGAGCUUUCUACAAAAAACGAGCUUUUUUGGAUCUAGUACCCAUUUCAAUUUUCUUUCCAUUCCUCGAUCUCUCCCUAUCUCGAUGGUCCCUUCAAUAUCGAGAUGUGGAGAGGCGACUGUACAUGAUUAUCAAAACUGUAUCAAUAAGGUUUUGUAUUGUAAUACAUUCGCCAUUACAUAUUUUCCGAGGUAAUUCUUGGGCCAGCGAAGGUACCUCCAGGGGCAUAUGUACCCCAGGUUGAGAUCCGCUGCUCUACAUGACAAAACAAAAUGUCGAACUUUUUCCAAGCCUGAAUGAGCGAAACUCUGGUGGUCUUAUUUCGAUUUUAUUAUAUCUCAUUUCCGAACUCCGAUUUAAUUUCAUUUAUUCAGCUUAACAAAUAACACUGAAUGAACAAUUAAUUGAAAUUUUCUGACUGUAGUUUCUUCUGGAUCGUACCUAUGAAGGUACGAUUUUUACAGAUGACACGCCAUCGCAUUUCACGACUGAAAAUAUUAUUAGUAAUGACCAAAAAUAGACGAACUCCUCGAUCACCUCGAAGCCCCGUCACCACCCAUACCGCAGGCCUGGUAGCGAGUCACUUUUUAGUGACUUGGUCACUUUUUUCGGGUCAGUCACUAAAAAGUCUCUUUUUUCGACCUCAGGUCACUAAAGUCACUUUUUCUCGGAAAAAGUCACUAUUUUCAACUAUUUUGAAACUAUUGACGAGGUUUCGUUAAGAGCAUCGUAGCGGAAAGAAAAAAAAAUGUUGAAAAAUUUGAAGCUUCUUCGAUCGUAAGAUGCUUUAUUCAUGACGGACAUGAAAUGACGGCAGAGGUCAACCAGCUAAGGGCUGAGAUCCUCUACUAAAGAAAAAAAAAAUGAAAUGACGGAUUUAGAAAAAAUGACUAAUAUUUUUUGGCCCGACAUCCGAAAUCUGUUCGCAACUUCUUAGUGACCUAAAAUUCGCUCUGAAUCUAUUAUUAAUUAUUAGAUUUAAAACAGCGUUUAAUUGAAGGGGUUUUGUGUCACUGUGAUACAAUUGUGUAUAUAGUGAUGUGAUGCAAGCAGGAUGGGUACAGGGGAUUGAGAUUCUAAAUAUAUUCACAAGACUAAUAGCAGAACUUGCUUAUUUUUAAAUCUAAAUAAAUUAAUAAAAUCUAAAUAAAUAAAUUCAAUGCAUCUUUUCAAUAAAAUUCUGAUGUUUUUAUCUCAGUCUUACAUAAUUGUAGAUACAUUUCCUGUUGUUGUGAUGCUCAUUAGUGCAUACCCAAAACUAACAAGCUUUUUAGUUUUUUUUUAGUUUUUUUAUAAUAAUUCCUUAAAACAAAAUCCUUUAGGUUUCAAAAUUAUUCUUUGGUUUCAGAUGUAUAAACUUUGUGAGUCAAAUUAAAUCUAUGUCGAAAAAUUAUUUAAAUAAAUUUCUGUAUGAUUUUUCGAAUAAGUUCGAACCCAUAUAAAAAGACAGGAACACCGUCUUCGACCAGAGGUCGUACAGACUGAACAGUGAACACUUUACCACCUAGACAACGGACAGGGCACAUAACACCCAGUGGACUGGUGGAGACCGAUCACGAAAGGUUUCCUCCUUACCGGUGCGGGAUCGAACCCACGCUCCAUAGCCAAGGCGUUUAGACGAUUGACGUCGCUAACCGCACGGCCACGAAGCUCAAACAUUAUUGCCCAUUAUUUGGUAUGACUGCCCUCAAAUUGUGUUUUUCCAGUGGUAGAAGCCCGAAAGGUCAAUUCGUGUUUUUUGCGGAAUUUAUUGCCCCUUCAAAUUGGAAUUUUUGGUCAAAAGAUAUUAGAGGGAGACAUAAUUUUUGAAAAUUAUUUGUAUCGGCCUUAUUAACUUCAUAUAAAAGUCAAUUUUUUUCACUGCAAAUGAAAUUAAAAGUCACUAUUUGGUCACUUUUUCUGCAGCUGAAAGUCACUAUUUGGUCCCUUUUUUCGUCAGUUUUGGUCACUAAAGUCACUAUUUUGAGCGGCAUUUACCGCUACCAGCCCUGAUACCGUCAAUCACGGCAAAUACCCGGAUGAGCAGCUGUAAUACCUCAAACCUAAAUCCCAACCGUCCGUCCUGAAAUUACGCAAUCUAACCUUGAGUCGCCACGAGUAUCUUGGUCCAUACCCUUUCCCCCUUCUUCUUCUUCUUCUUCUUAUUGGCAUUACAUCCCCACGCUUAAGCACUUCCACAGUUCUUAACUGCGAGGUUUCUAAGCCAGGUUACCAUUUUUGCAUUCGUAUAUCAUGAGGCUAACACGAUGAUUCUUCUAUGCCCAGGGAAGUCGAGACAAUUUCCAAGCCGAAAAUUGUCUAGACCGGCACCGGGAAUCGAACCCAGCCACCCUCAGCAUGGUCUUGCUUGUAGCCCCGCGUCUUACCGCACAGCUAAGGAGGGCCCCUUUCCCCCUACUAACUUUUGAUAAUAAGAUGAUAUCGAUUGUAAACAUCAUAGUCUCGGCUCCGUUAAGUGUUAUACACGCCUGAGCUUGUCAAAUAAACGCAAUAAAUAAAAAAAGCCCCGUAUUUAUUUAUUUAUCAUCAGACUAAGGCCGGAGUGGCCUAUGCUGCACAUAAAAGACUUCUCCAUUCAGCUCGGUCCAUGGCUGCACUUCGCCAACCACGCAAUUUGCGGAGGGUCCGCAAGUCGUCCUCCACCUGAUCGAUCCACAGUAAACUCCGUUUACCUUUGCUAUAACAAAACCAUCAUCGUCAAGAAGUAAUAUUAUCUCCUGGAAGGGGUAUCGCCCGCAAUUCCAGAUGGUCACUAUUCCGAACUAAUCCGCAAAGCAAUUUCCAUGCCUAGCAAGGAUGCAGUACGUGUCGGAUAGGCAAGGCAUCAUCAGUCUUUGUCCAUGUACCGCUUGCGCUACUUCGCAAUGGUUGUGAUUUAGCUGAGCUACUUGCAUGAUCGAGCCCGUCUGGAUGCCGGACAGGCCUGCCCACCUGCCCAAGCAGCACGCGCAAGGUUCAUUGUAGUUACAAUGAGUUUGUUACUAUGUUAGGCAGAACCUCCAAAAAGAAUUGAUGGUGGAUGGUUAUAAAGUCGACUCUCUACACCUCGAUGUUCUAGAUCUCGAUAUCUCUCCUUAUGUCGAUAGUUUCCUCGAUCCCUUCAAUCUACAUACAUUUGGGCUUUCUAAAUCUCGAUAACCUCCCUAUCUCGAUCCCUAUCUCCUUAUUUCGAUGUGUUCAGAUUUUUAGGCUACUAGACCAUCUUUGGACAAUAACAAACACACCAACAACAAGAAACGACAUUUGUUUUGUUGUCGUUUUUCAUAGCAACGAGCUUUUUUGGAUCUAGUACCCAUUUCAGUUUUCCUCCCAUUCGACGGAUGGGAGAUUUUAAUACAGUUCUGCAUAAGAACCUUACAGAAACUGUAUAAUAAUUGAGCGUAUACAAAUUCGGAAGAUGUUUAUAUAAUUGUUGUGUUGAAAUCUUACAGAUUAUAUUGUUUUAAUACAAUAUCUGUAUAAAAAGCUUACAGAAUUGUAUAUUCCAAGAUUUUAUACAAUAAUUGUCAGAUUGGUUUUUUGGGUGUGUAGGGGAGACUGGGUAGACUUGAUCCCCUUUUCUGAUUUCCGAUAUAUCACAACCAAAAAUGAAUAAACAUACGCGAUUUCCACACAGACUCUCUAAGAAAUAUUGUAUUUGACUUUACUGAUGUAUGACAGUCCUUAAAUUAUUGUUGUUAUUGAUACACAAUCGAUUUUUUGGAGUGCUGUCAAAAAUCGACUUUGAAAAUAUUUGGGGGAAAUUGAUCCCUCUCCAAGAACUUGCUUUUAUAAAAUUAGAAAGGUGCCCUCAGAUUUUUUAAAUAUUUUCCCUUCAAAAUACGCAGAAUUAUCGAUUUGCUGUGCGUAUACAUGAACGAUUUUUGUUAUUGAAUUCGAUAGCACAUGCAAUUUUAAAAUUUGGGGAGACUUGAUCCAUUUUCUAUGAGAUCUACGCAAUAAAUAUUUUUUCCUGCCAAACCUGCAUCAAAUCCGUCAAAUCUACAAAAAAUUAGAAGCCUAAGACCGGUUUUUAAUUUUUUUGAAUUUUUUCGCCAAAUUUUUGUAUGGGUGACUAACGGGGGAUCAAGUGUUCCCAUAUUGAGACAAUAACUUCAAAUCCAAUUAUCCUAAAACUUUAUUGGAAUGUUGACAUUUUCAACAGUACAGAUCAAUAAGCAUAUUUAUGGCUUGUUGCUGUGAAAAAACGAAAGACUUUGGUCAUUCAUAUAAAAAGUUAUUCAUAUUUUGCGUGGCCAAUAAAAAAAUCUCUGGGAAGGUCAAAAUAUACAAAACGCCCUGCAGAAUAAAUAAGGUUGUCAAUCCAAAAAAUAACUCACUACAUAAAGGUCAUUUGUCUAGAGGAUCUAUACUAAAAAAUACGCUAGAACAAAACUACUUUAGUUCUCGAUAAAACAGGGGGUGAUCAAGUCUCCCCGGGGAUCAAGUCUACCCACCUUCCCCUAUGGAUCUUUUUAUCUUUACUUAAGUGAUUUUUUAAUUUUAAAAUUAAGUUCAUCACUAACUAAUGUAUGAACCUUAUAAAAUAUGAAGUUCAAUAUACAAUAUUUGUACCACAUAACAUAUCUUUAUUUAUUUAAACUUACACGGCGAUACACAAUUUAUGUAAAUAUAACUGAAAUAACAAUCUAUUUCUUCAUUACUAAUCCUAUAAGAAACCGUGUUUCUUAUAUCAACGUCCACAUGAGGUAAUACUAAAAAGCAUUUCGUCAACUCUUUUGUACCUUUAAAUCAUUACCAAAUACGAAUUGUACCUUAUUUUGUAACUUUUUCAAAUGCAAUAAACCUCUUGUACUCUACAAA
Molecule: messenger RNA, 8274 nt
Organism: Armigeres subalbatus
Lineage: Eukaryota; Metazoa; Arthropoda; Insecta; Diptera; Culicidae
Product: retinol dehydrogenase 12-like
Exons: 3
Coding region: 157-1134 (325 amino acids)
Source: RefSeq, a predicted model, not a curated record